AUGAUGGGAAUCGGUGAAGAUGAAGUAAAGUUUGAAGAUCCAGAAGAACGUCAUAGGAAACUAAUAAGUGAGGCCCGAAUCCUGUUGUUGGAUGCCGAAAAGGCACCAGCAAAUCAGUUGGUAUGUAAUGGCAGUGCGGAGUCUCUACGUACACUGCUGGAUGCCUCUAAUAGCUUAAUUUUGUUUGAUCAGCAGGUAACGAUUAAAGAUAUAACUAAAGAUUUGGUCGCAGCAGAGAAAUUUCAGCGAUUGAUUGGAGACCAUAAAUACUAUGAGCAAAAGCAAAUACAGCGAAGUACGCGAAUUGAUUUUAAAACUCUCUUCGGACGACGUGACCCACUGGAAAUGCUCGAAAAGUGCGUGGAAAGCAUGCCAUUAAACGUAAAUGUCAAUGUAGCGCACCUUCGAACAAUACGUCGAACUAGACGGGGAGCUCGCAUUGUGAAAGGAAUCAAGCCGCUUGGGAGAAAAAACGUAUUGCCUGAAAUCAAAUAUGAGAAGUUAGAACAUUGUCAAUGGAAUUCAGAGCAGCAAUCAAUAAAACGUAAUCUCACAUCCAAUAGAAGUUUGAACUUGAACUGUAAUGAAACUCCAGAAAAGAACGAAGGUUCAAGAUAUAAUACCAUCGAUCAGUCUUCAGAGGAUGAUAUUGGAUUGCUGAAUAAAAGUUACGUUAUUGAAAAAAAUUUUGUGGCUGUUCAACCGAUUGAAAUGAUCUGGACGAUGAAUGGUGAUAAUGAGGAGAACGGCUCAGUUGGUACGGAAAGCUUAAAAGCAACGGUGACAAAGAGUGGUGAAAAUGAGUGUUUGAUUCAUUCCGAUGAAGUCACCAUCUCACCCCAAACAUUAGCCUUGUCAGGAACUAAGAAGCCGGGUGGAGAAAAUUCGGUUUACUGCCAAGUUUGUGGCUUGCACAGACUUUGGCAUCAUGUUAUGACAUUUGGACCAAAAAUGUCACAGUUACGGGUUACCGUUGACCAGUUUUCUGUUGGUGGCGUACCCGUAGCGAUUGAUCAAUGGAUAAAGUUGUUCGAAUAUCGCGCCGCUGCUGCGAACAGUAGUGAAAGUUCCUCGGGAAAUCUGUGUAAUACGUGUGCAACAUUUUUCGAAUUCGAUGAUCAUUUAAAACAAAAAGCUGUGUCACUUCGAGAAAUGGUAGAACGAAUUGAAAAAAGAAGCAUGGAAAAGAAAUGCACUGAAAAUUUAGUGCAAAUGGAAGCCAGGGAUUGGAACGAAGAUUUAGUAUAUCGAGUAUUUUUCAAAAAUAUCACAAUAGUUACGAAAAAACCUUCUAGAAUCCAAAGUAAGGUUAAUGCUGAUUCUCAUCUUGAAAUUUCAAGAGAAAUGGGAUUUAAAGAAUGUUCGAAAAAGUUCUUGUGGUUGCCAGCCGUGAAGAUUUCUCAGCUUCUUCUUUGUAUGCGUCACUGUGAAGGUCUCAGUACAGUUUUCGAAUUUCUGAAGAACAAUAAGGAAUUGACGUCAUAUUUAACAACAGAGGAUUGGCAGUGGCUUGCUGUUAUGAAAGCAUACGAGCGUAAUAGAUUUUUCAACCUGAUGCCAAAGGAGGUUAUCACUGAUCUGUUGACAGAGCUCAAAAUUUCGCCAGUCGAAGAUAUUGGAACAGUUUCGUCAGUAUCAGCUUUCGAUGUCUCUGGUAUAGUAAACAGCUCAAAGUCACUGAGUGGAAGCUUAACUAUUUCGCUUGAUGGCAACUGUACUUGUUGUACUCUACCACUGAAGAUGCGAGCUACACAUGACGACGGCUACAUCACAGUAUUUCGUUGCGGUCAUUUGUAUCACCAAAUUUGUCUUCGUGAAGCAAAUUUAUCACGAUGUUUACGGUGUGAACUGGAACGAAGGCGUUAUAGGCAAAAACAACAAGUGGGCAGUAGAAGUGAUGCAAUUAAUCCAUCGCACUCAUCGUCUGUCAGAAGUUCACGACAUUUACCAACCAAAGCUUUGCGUACAACCGUCACUUCGCCUUCGAAUGCAAAGGUACUACAGAAGAUAUAA
This is a messenger RNA of Cercopithifilaria johnstoni, 2013 nucleotides long. The record is from the annotation of a GenBank genome assembly. Lineage: Eukaryota; Metazoa; Nematoda; Chromadorea; Rhabditida; Onchocercidae.